AUGUCAAUUUCCACAUUUCUUGCUGGCUUGGCCUUGGUUUUCAUGAAAGAUCCAAAUAGUAUUGAAAAUAUUGCGGUUUUUGGAAAAGUCACUUGUGAUGGAAAUCCUGUGGAGAAUGUUACAAUUAUUAUGGUUGAUGAUAAUUGUGAGUUUUUUUUUUCGAAUAUAAUUUUCUUCUCAAAGAUUUUUUAGUUUCAAUAUUCGAUCACAUUUUGAAUUUCCGUACUACUAACAAAAAUGGGAAAUAUCGAAUUUUGGGAAGUCCACAUGAUGAAGAUCUCAACCUUCUUCUGAUCGUUGAACAUAAUUGUCAUGAGAAUCGGAACAUCUACACUAGAAAACUUAUCGAAUCCUAUUCGCAAUACAGAAUCCCACUUCAUACUUUAGAAGAACAUGGUUUCGAUUAUGAAUUCAAUAUUGAACUUCGCAAUAACCACGGUGUUCAUAGUUCGAGCCCUGGAUUGUAUGUUUGGAGAGCUGCAGCGGAUAUCAAAACGUGAGUGGUGUUCUGCGUUUCAAAAUUCUGAUAAUAUUUUUGCAGGGUUGCUUCAAACUCUGCCGAAGAUUUGAAAAAUGCCAUUUUUUGA
Caenorhabditis angaria is the source of this 587-nucleotide messenger RNA. The record is from the annotation of a GenBank genome assembly. Lineage: Eukaryota; Metazoa; Nematoda; Chromadorea; Rhabditida; Rhabditidae.